AUGUCUUCCUACCUUAUCACUGGUGCCAGUCGUAACCUGGGAUUCCAAUUCGUUCGGCACCUUGCUCAGGAUCCAGAGAAUACGGUCAUUGGCCUCGUCCGAAACAAGGCUGCCGCUGAUGCAAAGGCUAAAGCAGAAGGACUUCAAAAUGUCCACAUGGUCGAGGCUCAGUAUACAGAUCUGGCAUCCCUUAAGGCAGCCGCAGAAAUUGUCAAAGAUAUCACAGGCGGAAGCUUGGACUAUUUAGUCAAUAAUGCCGCCAUUAUUUCUAGCAUCAGUGAAUUCAAGGGCUUGGGUGAUUUUGAUGAUGAUUUUGAGAUUUUGGAAAAAGACCUCCUAGAAUCACUGGAUAUUAACUUAAUGGCUGUUAUUAAGACUAUCCAUGCCUUUAUGCCUCUAAUUCUCAAGGGCAAGGGCAAAAAGGUCAUUACUAUUUCUACCGGUAUGGCCGACAUCGACCUGAUCAAUGAGACCGAAAUCGAAUUUGCCGCCCCAUAUGCUAUUAGCAAGGCCGCUGUCAAUGUUGCUGUUGCUAAGUACAAUGCUCUGUACAAGAAGGAGGGAGUUCUUUUCCUCGCGAUCAGCCCUGGAUAUGUGGCAACCGAGCGAAACAUUGGAGCACCACCAGGCAAUGAGGACAAAGUGGCUGUACUUGUGCAAAAGUUCGCUGAGUAUGCACCGCACUUCCAGCGACCCUUGACACCUGAGGAGUCAAUAACUGCUGUACUUUCUGUCAUGAAUAAGGCCUCGAUUGAGAAUGGAGAUGGCGGUGCGUUCAUCUCGCAUCUCGGAACCAAGCAAUGGCUUUAG
Messenger RNA from Penicillium antarcticum, 810 nucleotides. RefSeq names its product Short-chain dehydrogenase/reductase SDR. NCBI's taxonomy places the organism in Eukaryota, Fungi, Ascomycota, Eurotiomycetes, Eurotiales, Aspergillaceae. The record is from RefSeq and is a predicted model, not a curated record. Gene Ontology annotation, molecular function: oxidoreductase activity, acting on the CH-OH group of donors, NAD or NADP as acceptor. The coding region runs from base 1 to 810 and encodes 269 amino acids. The transcript is spliced from 5 exons.